AUGACCUGUUUGAGCAUAACAAUAGUUCGUUCCCUGCUUUCAGCUUUCAUACCGCGCAUUCUAUCCCCAGACAACCCGCGUGAGACGGUUAUAUUCGGAGGACCAGAUUCCAAUCGAAGUUCGAUCCUCGAUUCCAUGAAGUCAGAUAUUCCCACGAUGUCGAAAGAACAGCCUAUCUUGAUUUUAUCUCCAAGCUCUGGUGUUCCUGCAAAAAGCCCAGUACCACAACGCUUGCACACCAUGCGCAUUUGGUUUCCUCACAGUGGCAUUGAAAUCAUGAAAGAUGUCAAAAAGAAUGGCCUCGAUGAUGUGGUGCUUGAUGCCAUUGCUCUUCGAGAAUUUGGUGCUAGGCAUCAAGCCCAGGAUGACCAUGGCAACACGAUUGAUGCAUUUCCAGUCGAUCUUGCGGUUCUCGAGGCUGGUAUUUCACGAGUUUGGGGGAAAUAUGGCAUUCCAAAAUUCGUUCCUCUGAGCAGUGACGAUCCGAUUAUCUUGAAACAACCGACAAAAGACCCGGAAGCGAAGAAGGGUCUUUGUUUCCAGCGCCUACAUUCAAAAUAUCUGUACGAGUAUGGAAGAAGGCAAAGUCUCGCAAAAGUUUUGGGAUAUGAGAUGCCUGUGAAUUUGAAGGACUGGUAUGAGGACACAGUGCAAGACAUUGGCAGACGCCUAGAAAAGCUCGGUUACUAUUGA
Messenger RNA from Penicillium salamii, 693 nucleotides. NCBI's taxonomy places the organism in Eukaryota, Fungi, Ascomycota, Eurotiomycetes, Eurotiales, Aspergillaceae. The record is from the annotation of a GenBank genome assembly.